Molecule: messenger RNA, 1965 nt
Organism: Malassezia vespertilionis
Lineage: Eukaryota; Fungi; Basidiomycota; Malasseziomycetes; Malasseziales; Malasseziaceae
Exons: 2
Coding region: 1-1965 (654 amino acids)
Molecular function (GO): protein binding
Source: RefSeq, a predicted model, not a curated record
AUGCAGGCCCACAGGUUUGCGGGUGUGUGCCGCGCAGCAGCGCCACACCCAUUUCUACGCCCGCUGCACGCGCUGAUUUCCGUGCUGGCGAGUGCAGAGAGCAGCUCGCCCGAGUAUGUAUGGGGCUUGUAUAAUGAGGUGCUUCAUGAUCGCCCCCAUGCACUGAGUGACGGCUCGAUUCGUGUACCGUGUGCCUUGGACGCACAGCACCACCGCCAGGUCCUCCAUGCGCUUGUUCCCCACGCAGACGAGUACACAGCUUACAUAAAAAGUCGCGCACAGCUGCGAAAUGCGCGUGCGAAACUGCGCGGGGGCGCUGCACAUGUAGCAGGUACGCCAGUGGACUUUUCAACGCCACAGGAGCUGGCGCCUCCGCCGCUGUGUGCGCCGCUGACCGACGCAGACGCCGCGGCCUAUCUUUGCCGUGUGCGCUUGCUCCUAUCCAACAUGCAGGCCAGCGCGGACGGCAGUGUAGUCAUGAGCGACUACAAUCAUGCACUCUACAUUCUCGCGCAUGGCGGCCACUUUGGCGAAAUGCGCGUUUUGUGGGACGACGCGCGUGCAUCCAAUCUGGCUCCAGAUCGGCACACGUACCACUGCAUGAUGCAAGGCCUGUUUCGUAGCUUUGAGCACGAGCGCGAGCGACUGAAAGCAUCGCAUGGCCACGCACUUCUUCCUUCAAAGCACGCGCGGCUCAUUGCACGAAAAACGGCACAGGAGGGAAACGCAGAAAAAGCAGUGCACCACGCAGCGGAGCAUACCGCGCGCAAUGCCUCCAUGUUGAUCCAGGAUAUGCAAGAGCGCGGGGUCAGACCCACUGUGCUUACACUCGACCUUGCCGCGCGGAUUUUGCGCAUAUCUGGUCAGUUGCCUGCUCUGCUCGCGCUCUUGCGCACGGGAUUCGGCGUGGAUAUCGCAAAUCCAGGCGCGGAUUCUGGCGCGCCUGCACCGUCGUGUGCGCCGUCUACUGAUACGCUUAACACCGCACUUAUGGCACUGGGCGAGCACGCGAGUGUAUCGGAUAUGGCCGUCGCGUACGAGACAAUGACGGCGCCCAUGGACGUGCAUACAGCGGACAAGAGUCCAGCGCCCGCAAACGCUGCACGGCGCGCCGUCCAGCCAAACACAAAAACAUUUUCUUUGCUAUUGAAACACGCGUGCUCUGUGCCCGAUACCCUUUUUCUGUCAGCGGCACUCGUCCCUCAGCGGCGCUCGUUUCUCUCGCGCUUUUCCCUGGCCCAAGACACGGUUGGUUUUUGUACACAGCAGGAACGCAUCACGGAGAUUGCGCAGCGCCAACGUGGCUUUUACCAAGGCCUUGCGCGCUACUUUUUGGACGAGUGUCUUGCGCGCUACACAGCGCAAGUGACAAAAAUGUGCACGGCGCUAGGUGUAGCGCCGCCGGAAGCGCUGCACAUGGAUGAUACACGGAGCACAGCUGCUGUAGAAGCCGCGUACAAGCAAUGGAAAGCACAAGGCGCCACUGGACGGCUGCGUGUGCCGGAAGCGCUCGCAAGCGACGCGCAAGGCGUCCCUGUCUUUGUGCCGCCGAGCGUGCGAGUGCCGAGCGAGGCUGUGUACCCUUUGGUGUCGCUCGCAUCGCGCCGUCGCUCUAUCACGCUCUUGCGCUGGGCCAAGUCCCGUCUAGACCGCGUCUAUUUGGUAAAGGCUGCCGAGGUGGAAAUUUUGUCCAUGCGUGCAGAACAUCUGGCAGACUGUGCUGAGGCGCAGUCACUGCGCGCCUCGCUUCUUGCACAUCUUGCACGCGCACACCACGAUUUAGACGCAUUGAUGUGGUUGCGCUUUACGCGCAUUCCCGCGCGUCUUUCCGUACUUGCUUCCUUAUCGAAGGACCGCAAUGAGCGCAAGGCCGCGACAAAAUUGGCGCGCGCGCAGCAAAAGGUGGAGCGCCGUCGUUUUAAAAAGCAAGUAGCCAUAGAGGCAGACGCAGUACUUGCCGUCUAA